Tauraco erythrolophus (red-crested turaco) is the source of this 2458-nucleotide messenger RNA. The record is from RefSeq and is a predicted model, not a curated record. Lineage: Eukaryota; Metazoa; Chordata; Aves; Musophagiformes; Musophagidae.
AAAUGGCAGUUAAUGUGUACUCUACGUCAGUGACCAGCGAUAACCUGAGCCGGCACGACAUGCUCGCCUGGAUCAAUGAGUCUCUGCAGCUGACGCUGACAAAGAUUGAGCAGCUGUGCUCAGGUGCUGCAUACUGUCAAUUUAUGGACAUGCUCUUCCCAGGUUCUGUAGCACUCAAGAAAGUGAAGUUUCAAGCCAGAUUGGAACACGAAUACAUUCAAAACUUCAAGGUUCUACAAGCAGGUUUUAAGCGAAUGGGUGUUGACAAAAUAAUUCCUGUGGACAAACUAGUGAAAGGAAAAUUUCAGGACAACUUUGAAUUUGUUCAGUGGUUCAAAAAAUUUUUUGAUGCAAACUAUGAUGGGAAGGAGUAUGACCCUGUUGCUGCUCGACAAGGCCAAGAGACAGUAGCACCAAACCUUGUUGCUCCAGUUGUGAACAAACCCAAGAAAUCUCUCAGUUCUAGCAGUGCAGCCCCACAGAGGCCCAUCGUUACGCAGAGGACCGCAGCGACUCCCAAAGCUGGUACUGGGAUGGUCAAGAAGGCUGCAGGAGAUGAUGAAUCAGCAGGAUUGAUUGAGCAGAUCAAUGUGUUGAAACUUACUGUCGAGGACCUGGAGAAGGAGAGAGACUUCUACUUUGGCAAAUUGAGGAACAUCGAAUUGAUCUGCCAGGAGAACGAAGGGGAGAACGAUCCAGUGUUGCAGAGGAUUGUGGAAAUUCUUUAUGCCACAGAUGUGAGUAAUCUGGUACAAAUUGAAGGCUUUGUGAUACCUGACGAAGGAGCACCGCAGGAGGAACAAGAAGAGUAUUAACAGACCACAUACUGUACCAGCAGAGCAGCAACAUCAGAAUUCUUUGCCCCAGAUCAUGUGCUUAACUGUAAAAUACUCCACUUUAUUCUUAGAGGACUCACUGGUUUCUUUCCAUAAGCAAAAAAGUACCUCUUCUUAAAGUGCACUUUGCGGAAGUUUCACUUUCUACAGUGGGUUUGAGUUAGGAGCUCGUUCUCACUUUGUAGCAGAGCAGUAUUCACAUCUAGGUGGUAUAUUUAGGGAGCAAGAGGCUGAAUAUUUGGAACUCGUUGCAGAAGGGUUUGCUGGUAAAACACUGGUUUGCGGGAAGACUCUUGUUGUAUCCGAGGUGGUGUGUAGUAGAGAAAUUAAAAGACUCUGACUCACAGAAAGAUGGAAUAAAUGUGAAAUUGCAGCACAGAAAUUAUAAUAAAAUGCCUUAAGAGUAUUUAAAAUAUGCUUCCGUAUGCCAAAUUGAAGUAAUGUGACGGGAGAUUUUAUGUGCUUCGUCCUGGGGUAGGCGCUUGUUGAACUCCACUCCCUGCUGUCGGAGAGCCACGCGUGGCAACCUCGCCUUGUCAGCGGGCGCUCGAAAGGGGCUGUUGAAACAAAACUCCAUUCCUGUCUGAAGCUGCUCACGAAGUGAUUAGUUCUCCAUGAAAUAGGCCUUAACGUUGCCUGGCACAAGAUUAGAGGGAGUAUGAACAGCUGAGACACAUAAAUUACCUUGAAGAGUGCUAAAGCCUUUUUUCUGUGGCAUUGUGGCUAAUGACUUUGCCAAAAUGUACUGUGUUUUCUGUAAGAGAAACAAAAUAACGAAAAAAAGAGAAAAGGACGUCCAGUCUGACUGCCUAAAAUGUUCUGAUCAGAAGUAAUUUUCCUUCCUGGCUCUUGUUGCUAUUUGUCCUGUUUCUUUUUAUUUUCGUUGGCACACUUUUUGGUCUCUCGCUUGUUCUUUUUGCUUUCCCAUCCCGGGGAACACUGAUCAAAUCCCAUAGUUGCAGCAGGACUUGCACCGUGCAACUAUCUUAGCAUGAAAGUGAACUGAGCACGUAAGGAUUAUUAUUUUUCUGUCUCUUUUUUUUCUUUUUUCCUUUCAGACCAGGGCAUAUAUAAUAAUACUUGCCAGUUCAGUAGUCGUCUGGGGUAAAAGCUAAAAGAUGCUGGCUAACAGAGCUAAUGUUAUUGCAGAAAAUACAGUACUGAGACUAACUUAAAUAUUAAUAUUUAAAGUACUUUCCUUAACUGUCUUUUUUUUUUUUUUUUUGCUAUCAUACCCCUCAUUACUGUUGUGUUUGGCAAGAUCCUGCAAGACUUCUGAUCCCCCUUCACUACUGAGAUUGAUCGGUCCUGUUGUGCUUGUAUUCAUUCGUUUCUGGUGGUAGCUUGUCCUAAAAUGUGCGUAGGAGAGCAUUUUAUGGUAAUUGUUGUGUAGUGCAUGAAUCUUUGUGAAAUUCAGAGAAAAACCCAAAUUCAGUGAAUGCCAAAAAUGCAAGUAUCUAGCCAUUGUUUGAAAUUGCAGUGGUGCUAUUUCUCUUGUGGCCUUUUAGACGUUCGUUGCCCUAAAACUCCAUUUUACUGAGAAACCAUAUUUGACUUGGAUUUUUCUUGACAGGGUUUUUCUAUUUUAAGCAGUUUCUAAAUAAAGUUCUGUAUUUCAAGAG